Osmia lignaria (orchard mason bee) is the source of this 490-nucleotide messenger RNA. RefSeq lists its product as uncharacterized. The record is from RefSeq and is a predicted model, not a curated record. Lineage: Eukaryota; Metazoa; Arthropoda; Insecta; Hymenoptera; Megachilidae.
AUCCGUGAAAUAAAAAAUUAGAAAAUAGGAAAAGGCCUAUUUUAUAAAACAGUGAACACGGUCCUGAUCCCCACCACCAUUCGAGUGGUUUCAGCAUCAACGACAAAAGACAAUCAAAGAAAGCAAGAUGUCAGACCACGAGAUGGAAGUUGUGAACACAGACGAGAACAAAGAAGACAUAGAAAAUAUACAGGGAAAGAAAGAGGAGGAGAAGCAGAAAGAAGGAAAAAACGGACAAGAUGAAAAAAACAGACAAGAAGAGAAAGAGAAGCCGCUGUCGUCGUCGAAAAUUAAAAAAUUACUGAAGAAAAUAGUAUAUGGCGGCGGCGGUGGCCGUCGAGGAAAAUGGGGCGGCCGCCGUGGAGGAAGGGGAUGGCGUGGCGGCGGCGGCGGCGGCGGCAGGGGACGGGGCGGCGGCAGAGGAUGGGGCGGCGGCAGAGGACGGGGCGGCGGCACAGGAGGGCGCAACGUUAUUGUCAAUUAUUAUUGA